This is a messenger RNA of Macrosiphum euphorbiae (potato aphid), 402 nucleotides long. Lineage: Eukaryota; Metazoa; Arthropoda; Insecta; Hemiptera; Aphididae. The record is from the annotation of a GenBank genome assembly.
AUGGACGAUGGCGGGAGUUCUUUAGGGAUCAGUGAUGGACCUUUGCUGUGGAACGUGUUCUACGAUAGUCUCAUGAGUUUGGAUUUACUCCAAGGUGUGCAUAUCGUGUGCUUUGCCAACGAUGUAGCAAUCGUUGCCACAGGGCACACUACAAGACUUCUGGAAAUCGCAAUGAACGAUUAUCUGGCCAUGGUAGCCGGAUGGAUGGAUAGUCAUGGACUCACCAUAUCCAGCUCCAAAUCCACCGCAGUCAUGUUAACCACAAAGCUUGGAUACGUGAAGCCAACCUUCCUGUAUAGGGAUGUGCAGAUAGAAUUAUGUGAGCACAGAACUUGUCCGGGAGAAAGCCCGGGGUCGAGGAAGGCCCGCCUUGUCGUGGCGACCCCUCCCGACCGGACAUGA